This is a messenger RNA of Neoarius graeffei (lesser salmon catfish), 4813 nucleotides long. RefSeq names its product interleukin 12 receptor, beta 2a, like (gene il12rb2l). The transcript has 16 exons. The record is from RefSeq and is a predicted model, not a curated record. Gene Ontology annotation, cellular component: external side of plasma membrane; signaling receptor complex. Lineage: Eukaryota; Metazoa; Chordata; Actinopteri; Siluriformes; Ariidae. Gene Ontology annotation, biological process: cytokine-mediated signaling pathway. The coding region runs from base 1278 to 3704 and encodes 808 amino acids. Gene Ontology annotation, molecular function: cytokine binding; cytokine receptor activity.
UCAAACAAUGCGAGCGGGCAUACCCCGGAAAUGCACAUGGUACUGGCGGAAGUAAGCGCGCAAUAACGCGCAUUCCUGAAAAGGAGCUCGCGCUGGGCGCGUGGGGUUUGGUGUUAGUGAGUGCGGGUCGGUUAUCAGGAAGUUGGGGUUUGUUUGUUUUCCAUUUGGCAGCGGUUUACUGCGGCUACAAUAAGACGCGUGAAAUGUAAUUUCCAACAGAAUUAGUGAGUAGUGUUGGUGUGUGUGUGUGUGUGUUGUAGCAGCCGGUGAGGUUGGUGUGUGUGUGUGUGUGUGUGUGUGUGUGCUGUAGUAGCAGCAGCAGCCGGUGAGGUUGGUGUGUGUGUGUGUGUGUGUGUUGUAGCAGCCGGUGAGGUUGGUGUGUGUGUGUUGUAGCAGCAGCAGCAGCCAGUGAGGUUGGUGUGUGUGUUGUAGUCGGUGAGGUUGGUGUGUGUGUGUGUGUGUGUGUAGCCGGUGAGGUUGGGGUGUGUAGCCGGUGAGGUUGGGGUGUGUGUGUGUGUGUGUGUGUUGUUGGGGUGUGUGUGUGUGUUGUAGCCGGUGAGGUUGGUGUGUGUAGCCGGUGAGGUUGGGGUGUGUGUGUGUGUUGUUGGGGUGUGUGUGUGUGUGUUGUAGCCGGUGAGGUUGGGGUGUGUGUGUGUGUGUGUGUGUGUUGUUGGGGUGUGUGUGUGUGUGUGUUGUUGGGGUGUGUGUGUGUGUGUGUUGUAGCCGGUGAGGUUGGGGUGUGUAGCCGGUGAGGUUGGGGUGUGUAGCCGGUGAGGUUGGGGUGUGUAGCCGGUGAGGUUGGGGUGUGUAGCCGGUGAGGUUGGGGUGUGUGUGUGUGUGUGUGUGUGUGUUGUAGCCGGUGAGGUUGGGGUGUGUAGCCGGUGAGGUUGGGGUGUGUAGCCGGUGAGGUUGGGGUGUGUAGCCGGUGAGGUUGGGGUGUGUAGCCGGUGAGGUUGGGGUGUGUAGCCGGUGAGGUUGGUGUGUGUAGCCGGUGAGGUUGGUGUGUGUGUGUUGUAGCCGGUGAGGUUGGUGUGUGUGUGUGUGUGUGUGUGUUGUAGCCGGUGAGGUUGGGGUGUGUAGCCGGUGAGGUUGGUGUGUGUGUGGUGUAGCCGGUGAGGUUGGUGUGUGUGUGUGUUGUAGCCGGUGAGGUUGGUGUGUGUGUGUGUGUGUGUGUGUUGUAGCCGGUGAGGUUGGGGUGUGUAGCCGGUGAGGUUGGGGUGUGUGUGAGAGCUCAGGAGGAAGAGAGUCAGUAUGAUGCCGCUGUCCUGCAGUGAGUGAUGAUGGCAGCAUGGCAGACUCGCCUCCUGAUUGUCCCACUCCUUACUCUGCACAUCUCCUGGCUCCUUCCUCACGCUUCACUUGGAGUGACUGUCAAGUGCUGGUGGCGUAAGGUUUCACCCAUCGGCCACAAUGUGACUAUCGAGUGCCAAGCAGAUCCUCAGGGACCUAUUCUGGAGUGUGACUUGUGUCGCCUGCGCGUGCUUCCUCAGAAACCGGCAGCGCACAUCUCUCAGACUGGGUGCAGCCACACGAGUGUGAGCUUCAGCGCACUUAUAGAUGCACGUGAAAUGCAGAACGCAGACUGCACCCUGCUCUGUCCAGAACACACACCUUUGCCUUGUACGGUUCAGAAUGGCUAUCCUCCUCCCAUUUGCUUAAUUCCAUUUGGUGAUGCACAUGAUAUCCAUUGCCACUGGACUGGAUCACGCAACUCCUUGAUCCCAACCAAUUUCACCCUCCACUGGAAUGAGGCUGGUGAAUUUGGGCACAGUGGCAAUAUAGAUGUAGGGAAGAGUGACAGUGGCAUUAUUCCACGUGCUAAUUACUCAGCGUACGGAUCGACGAAUAUACAUAUAUGGGUUUCUGCAGCAAAUGCACACGGGAAAACUGAUUCAGAAACCCUCGUGACGAACACGCGGAGUAUCUUUCAGCCAGCCACCCCUUCCAUCACCAAUCACAGUCAUAAACCCUUGGAGAUUUUUUGGAAUGUGUUGAACACAGGAGGAGACGCCGAACUAUGGCAGUGUAAGGUCCAAUACAAGAGGCAGUGUGAUCCAUACUGGACCAAGGUUGAGGGCACUUAUGAGGUGAGCUGUAUAUUAGAAAAUGCUGUGCCGUUCACCACAUACAAGUUCCGUGUUUGCUGUAAGCAUGCGUCUGACGAGAGAGCAGUGAUGAGUAACUGGAGCGCAGAGUACACUGCUGAAACUCCUGCUGCAGCUCCACUGGGAAUGCUUGAUGUUUGGAGUGACUGUGAUUCUACUUCAUAUGAAUCCAAGUGCACCCUCCUGUGGAAGGACAUGCCCAUGCAGCAGGCAAGAGGCAACAUCGACAGCUAUGUGGUGACCAUGAAACUGAAAAAUGGCUCCGUGUUGAACAUAAGUGGAUUAGUGUACAUGUCUGCAGAGACGUGUGCACAGUAUAGAUUGGACAUGAUUAGAAAAGAACCAUCAAACUUGGCCUCACUUGCUCAACUGAGCUACCCGAGAUGUCAGGAGCAGGAUCAAAGCUGUUUUCAUUACUACCAUCUCAGUGUUCCAGUGGUGAUGGUGAAGGACAUUGGACUGACCGCUACCGCAACAGGGGGCAAGUCAAGCCCAGCACUUGUGGCAUUACUCAGCACUUGUCUGCUGCAAUCACCUGUGAAGUUGAAGGUCAGAGGGAAGAGUGAGGAGCUAAAUGUAGCCUGGACAGUGCAUUCUCCAUUCUCUGACCGUGUACAGGAAUAUGUGGUGCAGUAUAAACCAACAGGACUACCUCACACCCCAUGUCUGAACUGGAUCAAGGUUAAAAACCAGACAGAUGUUACGCUCAGAGGUCCAUUGUCAAACUACACAGCCUACAACGUAUCUCUGUUUGCGAUUGUCAACAACAGCAGCUGUUUACUCGGGUCUACCAUUGCCUACACCGUUGAAGGAGUGCCACCAGAAGUCACAGACUUCCAGGCUAUACUUACCUCUCAGUUUAGUGUAAACUUGACAUGGACACCUAUUCCACUGAAUCAGAGCCAAGGACAUAUUGUGCAAUACGUAGUGGGCUUCUGUAAUGGUGUCAAUGUGUACAACGUGAGCAGCAGUCAGAGCAGUUACCAACUCUAUAAUCUGAAUCCUGACCAACAGUAUGAAGUGUGGAUCAGCGCCAAGACGACUGCUGGAGAGGGAAAGAGGACAACUGUCUCUUUCACCACAACUUCACCUGAUAACCUUACCCAAAUAGUGCUGGGCAUGAUUGUAGUCGCUUUUGUCAUACCUCUAUUCAUAAUCAUUUUGGUUGUGUUGUGCUGUUCGAGGACCAAGAUAUCCGAAAGGUUGUCCAAAAUUCCGGACCCCACCAACAGCACUUCAUUUAAACAGAUGAGCAAUCCAGGCAGAGUGAAUUUCUGGCAGUCAUUGCCUCCUCCUUCAAACCCCAUGGAGAAUAGUCUAAUCAUCUCUCAGGUGGAAGUAGUUCCUGAGCCAGAAGUUAAUCAGGAACCCGAGGUGGAGCAGCCAGAGGAGCUCAGAGAAGACGGACAGAGCAGAGGAAAAGAGCUGCAAGGAUAUGGGGGGUUGGAGCGGAACAAUUCCAUACUACGUCAGCAGAAAGAAUACAGCCAGAUGAUUGACAGCAGUGAUGAGGAGGCCAAUGAAGAUGAGGAGUGGAACGAGCAGUCCUUUCCUUCUGACUAUGAGAAACAUUUCUUGCCCUGCACUGUGGAUCAGUGAUUCUUCUUUUGCAUCUGGGAUGGAGAUUAUGACCUGUUAUAACUUUUUUGCUGUAGAUUUAAAAAGUCAUGGUCGCACUUUUGGGUUGUCUUGAACAUUUAAUACAGUCCAAAAUGUUUUGUGACCAGCAUCAGGAUAAUCAGCCAUGAUCAUGAUGGCAGCUGACUCAGGAAUCAUUAAAGGAGAGAUGCAGGACCUUUUUUUUUUUUUUUUUUUUUUUUUUUUAAAUACAUUUCUAGUAUCUCCAUCCUUGACUCUUGUAUGCUGCAUAAAUGGGAAUUAAAAUAUAUUUUUGAGAGUUAAAAUCAACCGCAAAGUUGGCAUUCGAGCUGAGCCAGCCAGCCCUGAGUGUGUGACGUCACAGCAGGAACCGGUUUUAAGGUUGAGACCUUUGACAGCAAUAGACCAAAGUCAUAUAAAUAAAAAUUUAUGUUGAAAGUAAGAAAUAGCAUUACCGACUUGCUCAACUAAGACUGAUAUGACUUCAUUGAUUGUGGGUUGACUCUUAUUAAAACAGGAUAGGUGUUAUAACUUCUGCAACGUACAUGCAUGCAUUUUCACUGAUUAAAACGUAAAAGGCUAAUUAAAUAAUCAGAUGAACUGAGACAAUCACAUUCUGAAGCGAAUUAAAUAAUCUUAUACCGGUAACUUAACACACAAUACAAGUUACAUGUAUUAAUCUAAAUGCAGGUAAACAUGUUGUUUUGUAUCCAAAUGAGAGUCGCAUCUUACCCGUCUGUGUUCUCACUUCUUGAAGGCCGAUGUUGUGGCCGAUUGCUUUGAAACAAUCUGACUUUCAGUUGUUCGUUCAGUUCUCUGUUCAUUCGCUUCUUUUACGUAAGGGGGAGAUAUUGCUGCUGAGGCGAGCAUAUCCAGCGGAGAAAUCAAACAGCUGGUCCACUCAUUCUCCAUUUUCUCCAUACAGAGUACUCCGCCAUUACUGCUCAGCUCAGGCAAUUACUAAAACCCGGGACGGGAUGUCACCAGUUUUAGCAACAACCGUGGGGAGGUAGCUGCCUGAGCGAUAUGUCAUGUCCUGUUCCAUCCCAGGUUUUAGCAACAACCCUUGGCAAAUGAACUUUCCUUUAAAAAUAAAUUACUAAAAUAAA